Messenger RNA from Carassius carassius (crucian carp), 1195 nucleotides. RefSeq names its product casein kinase II subunit beta. The record is from RefSeq and is a predicted model, not a curated record. Gene Ontology annotation, molecular function: protein kinase regulator activity. NCBI's taxonomy places the organism in Eukaryota, Metazoa, Chordata, Actinopteri, Cypriniformes, Cyprinidae. The transcript is spliced from 7 exons. Gene Ontology annotation, cellular component: protein kinase CK2 complex; cytoplasm. Bases 149 to 796 code for a protein of 215 amino acids.
AAGACUACAAUUCCAACAAGCUCCGCAGAGAGCGGAAGUGACCUGCCUUGUGGUCACGUGCUGUAUGUAGAGCGCACGCCUCCAAUCAGCGUACAGUUGUGUCGCUGCGGUUAACAUCGACCCCCGGGAGAUCCUUGAGUUUCCCAACAUGAGUAGCUCAGAGGAAGUGUCGUGGAUUUCUUGGUUUUGUGGUCUACGGGGGAACGAGUUCUUCUGUGAGGUAGAUGAAGACUACAUUCAGGACAAGUUCAAUCUUACAGGACUCAAUGAGCAAGUACCGCAUUACAGACAAGCCCUGGACAUGAUCCUGGAUCUGGAACCUGAUGAGGAGCUGGAGGACAACCCUAACCAGAGUGACCUGAUCGAGCAGGCUGCUGAGAUGCUGUAUGGACUGAUCCAUGCACGCUACAUCCUCACUAACCGUGGCAUUGCCCAGAUGCUGGAGAAGUACCAGCAGGGAGAUUUUGGCUAUUGUCCUCGUGUUUACUGUGAGAAUCAGCCAAUGCUGCCUAUUGGGCUCUCUGACAUUCCUGGCGAGGCCAUGGUGAAGCUCUACUGCCCGAAGUGUAUGGAUGUGUACACACCCAAGUCAUCCAGGCACCAUCACACUGAUGGAGCCUAUUUUGGCACUGGCUUCCCCCACAUGCUCUUCAUGGUGCAUCCUGAGUACCGGCCAAAGAGGCCUGCCAACCAAUUUGUGCCCAGGCUCUAUGGUUUCAAGAUUCACCCAAUGGCUUACCAGCUACAGCUGCAGGCAGCCUCCAGCUUCAAGAGUCCCGUCAAAGCGAUCCGCUAAGAACAUGGGCAGGGCAGGGCGGGGCGGGUUGUGUGUCGUGUGUCCAUCGGCAUUGCCUCACUCUUCUCCAACAAUUUUAGAUUCGACUAAGACUAAAGUUUAAAUACGGAAAGAGUGAGACUAUAAAACACUCUGUGGAGAAACAAAAACCUUACCUCUGAAACACUGUACAGAAAACGGGAUGUUCCUUGUGAAAACAGUUUCAAUCUAACCUCCACAUAGAAAAUGAAGUUAUAAUUAAAGAUAGAUACCUGUAGGAUGGCUCUGCUCACUCUCUGGUCCUGUUUGUUUUAGUUCCCUAAGCUUAAGUAACGUUCACAUACAAGAGCGUCAUGAAUUGACAUCCUUAUCAGUUCAUAACUUGAUGUAUGGUUGAAUAUUAAAGUGUGGUUGAUCGAU